CUUUCCAUUAUCUUCUUUGUUUGAAACUGCAAAGCUAGCAGAUCAAAAUUUGAACUUUACCUAUAACAAAGCAAAAUCAGCUAACUCCUCCUUGGCUUCUACUGACAACAAUGGCUGCUUCUUCAAUCGGGACCUUAAUUCUCCUCAACUUUCCCUAUAGUAAAAUGAAAAUGAGAGCCCAAGCUAUCCUCACUAACGGCAGCAAAAUGAGGGUUCCGUAUGAGCUGAAACAAGGGCAGACGCGUCUUUUCCACGAGCUUCCAUCUGGUCUGAAAAUGGAGGUCAUUUUCCAGAAGAAGGGAUUUUUUUCUGAUCCAGCCAAGGAACUAGAGGAACCUCAUAAACCACCCAUAGUUUUUGUCCACGGAAGCUUCCAUGCAGGUUGGUGUUGGGCUGAACACUGGUUGCCAUUCUUUUCUCGACAUGGAUUCAAUUGCUAUGCUGUUAGUCUGCUGGGGCAGGGUGAAAGUGAUGCACCUGCUGCUCCAGUUGCUGGUUCCCUCCAGACACAUGCAAAUGAUAUUGCUGACUUUAUACAUAAAGAAAUCAGGCAUCCACCAGUAUUGAUUGGGCAUUCAUUCGGAGGGCUUAUUGUGCAGUAUUAUAUUGCCAAUCUAUCAACGGACGACCAAAAGGUAUAUUACAACUCAGGCAUGAUUCAAGAAAACAAAAUCUCAUACCCCAGACUUUCCAAGGCCGUGCUUGUUUGCUCUGUGCCACCGUCAGGUAAUAGUGGGUUAGUGCGGCGAUAUCUUUUCUCCAAACCUAUUGCCGCUUUUAAGGUAACGAUGAGCUUGGCAGCCAAGGCUUUCCAAACGUCUCUACCUCUUUGUAAAGAAACAUUUUUUUCAGCUGCAAUGGAUGAUAAGUUGGUUCUUCGCUACCAAAAGCUGAUGACUGAAAGUUCAAGGCUACCCUUGUUUGAUAUCAGAAAGCUGAAUGCAUCACUCCCUGUCCCUCCGGUGGCAGAUCCCUCAUUGGAAGUUCUAGUGUUGGGCGCAAAGGCUGAUUUCAUAGUGGAUUUGGAGGGAGUUGAUGAAACUGGAAGGUUUUAUGGAGUGUCCCCUGUGCGUAUCAAAGGCGUUGCUCAUGACAUGAUGUUAGAUUGUCAAUGGCAAAGUGGUGCUGAAGAAAUUCUAGCAUGGGUAAAUAAGUAGAUAGAAAUAUCACUGUGAUGGAGGGAAAAGUGUCCCAAAUUUACCUGUCUACAACUGCUACAUAUCUUGUUAUGUUGCAGAAGUCCAGUAAAUUGUUGGGGAACACAGUAAUACUGUGUAACAUUCUUAUGUGCAGUGAUGUUUAAUAGGAGUAAUAAACCUUGAGUCACCAUGUUACAUUGUCCCACCAAUUUGGCUCUUCUGUGGUUAUUUUUCUACAUCAAAACAACGUGGGGUUUUUUAAUUAAAAUUCCGUUCUUAUGUAACUAGUCUUUUUGAACGUAGGGAUGCAAACGUCAAUCGAAAUU
Cuscuta europaea is the source of this 1465-nucleotide messenger RNA. The record is from the annotation of a GenBank genome assembly. NCBI's taxonomy places the organism in Eukaryota, Viridiplantae, Streptophyta, Magnoliopsida, Solanales, Convolvulaceae.